ACAAAAUAUCAAAGGACUAUAAAGCAAGAAUACAAAGCAUGAGUGAGAUUUAAUCUUACUCCAGUGUUUUGAGGCAAGGAUGAUGGGGGGAAAGUGGCAGGACAGGCUGAAGUCUUUGGAGCAGAGAGCCUCAUCCUUUCAGUCAUCUCCUCUGUGCAGUCCAUACAAGCCACGUCUGUCCCGGCCAUGGCAGCCCUCCUCUGUCUGGAGACUCUUCCCACGCCAGAACGCAGCCAUCGGCUUCAUUCAGCACAUAAAACAGGACGUGCACAUAUUUUCACUUGAGAAGGAAGGCAGUGAUGCUGGACAGAGGAUUUUCCUAGUGACCAGCUACAGUGAACUUUGGCAUUAUUACAGCACUCACAGACAGUCUCUGAUGCACUGCUAUGAGGUCAUUCUGGAAGGAGCCGUCUGCAAACUCUACUUUGACUUAGAGUUUCACAAAGGCACCAACACGCACCUGGACGGCAAGAUUAUGGUGGCAAAAUUAAUUCAGUAUGUGUGUGAGAAGCUAGAGGAGGUUUAUAGUCUACGCUGCUCUGCAAAAGACGUCCUUAAUCUUGACUCCAGCACCUCUGAGAAGUUUAGUCGCCAUCUUAUCUUCAUGCUUCCCAGUGCUGCCUUCAAAGACAACUCCCAUGUUGGGCGAUUUAUUCAUGAUAUCCUACAUCCUGCUAGAAACAGCCUUCAAAAAAGCAAUCCAGAUGCACCAGAGACCAGAGAUGAUGUGGAUGGUUCUCAGACCAAGAGAAGAAAGUUUGAAGAGAAUGAUCUUGGCUUUCUAGUAGUCAAGAGCAAAAACGAGCAGGAACAACUUUUUGUUGAUCUGGGCGUCUACACCAAGAACAGGAACUUUCGCCUCUACAAGUCCUCCAAACUGGGAAAGAAUGCAGCCUUCAGUGUGGCAGAAGACAACAAGUUUGUCCCAAAGCCCUCCAACCACACCACUAAAGAAGAACGCAUAUUUCUAGAUUCUUUAAUCACCAACAUCAGUUUCACAGGACAGAGGAUUUUGACGUAUGAUAUACCACAGAAGAAUACUGCAGGGUCUCUGUGUUCAACCCUGCAAAGACAGUCACACAGCUCUGAUCUGUUAGGUGAACAGAAGCCGUCUCCUUUUAAAGAGGUGGAUGAAUUUGUGCUGACACUCGUGUGCAAGGAUGGCAUUCAAGGAAGUAUCCGGCGAUGGAACUACUUUGCAUCUGAACAGCUGCUGGUUUAUGACAUUGAGAAAUUCCGCUGGUGCCACAAUGUGAAGCGCUUCCACAAGAGCAACAACAUCAUAAUUGUGGUGGAUCUCAAAGAAGAAGUGUGGUAUCAGAGAUGCCAUGACCCUGACUGCAGGAGACAGAACUUCAGAUCCUCCAGCUUCCCACUGCCUCAGGAGGUCUGCAUGAGCCACCUACUGAUGAAGGAUGAAGAGGAUCAGCAAUAUUUGACGGAUGAACUGGGGAACAUUGAGCUUGCCAAGAGCUCUGUACCCAUGAAUGCUUCAGCAGAGUCCUCCUCGGCUGCCCGGUCUGAGAACACUGAGGAUUGGGGAGAGUGGCCUGAUGACCCUGCUUAUCUAGAAGCUUUGCAGGAAGUAGAAAGGACCACUGAAGAGGUACCUGAUGAGCUUCUGCUCCAGGCAGUGACUGAGUGUGAAUGACACCAUUAUUAACUUACUAUAGUGCAAUACAUGAAUUUCUUUCUUUCUAUACAUUCAUUUGUAAAAUAUGUGUUUAAACUCUGUUUCCGUACAAAAUGUUCAAUACAAAGUUAAAUACAAA
Rhinichthys klamathensis goyatoka is the source of this 1772-nucleotide messenger RNA. RefSeq names its product primase and polymerase (DNA-directed) (gene primpol). Gene Ontology annotation, molecular function: chromatin binding; DNA-directed DNA polymerase activity. Gene Ontology annotation, cellular component: mitochondrial matrix; nucleus. NCBI's taxonomy places the organism in Eukaryota, Metazoa, Chordata, Actinopteri, Cypriniformes, Leuciscidae. The coding region runs from base 80 to 1651 and encodes 523 amino acids. The record is from RefSeq and is a predicted model, not a curated record. Gene Ontology annotation, biological process: error-prone translesion synthesis; replication fork processing; mitochondrial DNA replication. The transcript has 14 exons.